Chenopodium quinoa (quinoa) is the source of this 1872-nucleotide messenger RNA. RefSeq names its product exocyst complex component EXO70H1-like. The record is from RefSeq and is a predicted model, not a curated record. Gene Ontology annotation, cellular component: exocyst. NCBI's taxonomy places the organism in Eukaryota, Viridiplantae, Streptophyta, Magnoliopsida, Caryophyllales, Amaranthaceae. Gene Ontology annotation, biological process: exocytosis. The coding region runs from base 1 to 1872 and encodes 623 amino acids. The transcript has a single exon. Gene Ontology annotation, molecular function: phosphatidylinositol-4,5-bisphosphate binding.
AUGGAGGAAACCAUGGAAGCAUCAAUGAGAGUGAUCAUGUCAUGGGAUUACGAAACCUCCGAUAUAUGCCCCAACACAUCACUCUUUAACCAUCAUAGCCGCGAAGAAGUACUCGAAUUCAUGCGAGCCGUUAAAGACCUUCACGCAGCCCUCCAAUACUUCUCCGGCGCCUCAAACUUCUCCUACCAUUAUCCUUCGCACAAGAAGAUAGUCUCGUGUCAAAACUUGCUUCGUAUAGCUAAAAAACGCUUGAGCACCGAAUUUUUUUCGCUCCUUAAGGCCAAUAGUAAGCAUCACAUUGCUUAUUAUUCCGUUGUUGAGGGGGGUCACUCUAUAUUCUCGUCGAGUGACCCCUCAUCAGGGUGUAACAAUAACAACAACAACAAUGACUUAGCCGUUUUCACCGUGUCUAAAAAUAAUUAUCAUGAAGACUCGACCACGGAGGAGGCGUCAACUAUGGCCGACCUUAAGUUGAUCGCGGAUUGCAUGAUGAGUGCCGGGUUUGGGAAGAAAUGCCUUAAGAUAUAUAAGCUUACGAGGCGGUCUUUCGUCGAGGAUGCCCUACUUAAGCUAGGUGCACGUAAGUUGAAGAAAUCACAAGUUCAGAAACUAGAUUGGGAGACUAUUGAUGCUAAAAUGACUAAAUGGUUGAAUUCUAUAAAAAUUUGUGUGAAAAUAUUUUCCCAUGAGAAGAAUCUUUGUGAACAUCUCUUUUCUGCGUGUACCUUGCCAUCCGUUACAGAAUCAUGUUUUUCGGAUGUUUGUAAAGAGUCUGUCCUAAUUUUACUUCGAAUCCCUGGAAAACUUGCAAAACACGCAAAGAAAUCUCCUGAUAAAAUCUUCAAGUUCCUAAUCCUCUACGAGGGGAUGUCCAAGAAUACCUCGGAAAUCGAAAAGAUUUUCUCGUCAGAGUUCACCUCAGUUGUUCGAUCACAACUGAGGUCCUCUAUAGGACGAGUAACUGAAGCCGUGAAAUCAAUGGAAGCAGAUUUUGAGGCACAUGUGUAUAAAGACUCCUCAAAGGGCGUAGUCUCUGAAGGUGGGAUCCACCCCCUGACCAAAUAUGAAAUGAACUACAUGGUCAAUCUUUCUAACCAUGCCUCUGCAUUGGAUAAAGUUCUCGCAGAUUAUCCAGUAAGCCUGCAAUCACCGUUACCAGAAAGUUAUUUUGAAGGUGAAAAAAUGUCGUCUCCCGUGGCAUUACAUUUUGCUUGGUUAAUAUUGAUAUUACUUGGUAAGCUAGAUAGUAAGUCGGAGCUUUACAAAGAUGCAUCUCUUUCAUACCUUUUCUUAGCAAAUAAUCUUCAAUAUGUUGUAACAAAAGUAAAGUCUACCAAACUAUAUAACGUGUUAGGGGAAAAAUGGGUAAACAAACAUUCCUCUAAAGUGGUACAAUAUGCUGCUAACUAUGAAAGGAUGGGGUGGGGUAGAGUGAUAUCUUCAUUACCAAAAGAUCUAACGGUGGAGAUUUCUCUUGAUAAAGUCAAAGAAUGUUUUAAGAGAUUUAAUGUUGAUUUUGAGGAGGAGUAUCGUAAGCAGGUGGAAUGGGUUGUACAGGAUUCAAAACUAAGAGAUGAGAUGAAAAAUUCAAUUAUUAGGAAAGUUGACGCGAGAUAUCGAAAGAUGUAUGAUAAAUAUAAAGUGGUUUUAGCAAAGAGUAGGGAGAAAGGAAAAAUAGAUUCUGUAGUCAAAUUUACCCCUGAAGAUUUGGAAAAUUACUUAUUAGAUUUAUUGGAUGGUUAUGAAGAGGACGACGUUGUUUCACCUUCUAUUGAAAGAGUUGAAAUGACGUUACAUGCUAGAAAAGAAAAUCCAGUUCUUCAACGACGUAGUCGACGUCCUCUUCUUUUGGUCCGUCAGCAUCAUCAUUAG